GCCAGACAAACGCCCAAAGCACAGCACCUCACAGAUCGCCGAGAAAUCCCCACUCAGGAGAGGCAGUAAUCCGUGCCAGAGUACAGAUCUUUUCGAUGUGAAUUCCAAGCCCCGUCGAAAAACCGAAAGCAACGCAACCUGUGAUAGAUAAAGAACGCAAACCAAGAGACGAAAGUAAACUGCAGCUGUGAUAAAUCCAAAUCUCUACCCGACAAAAUAUUUAACUUGGCAAUGACGACAUCCAGUGACAUGGUGCCACAGUCAGAGAGCCAGUACUUUGAAGGCGACCCAGUGUUUAGUAGUGGCUUCGUUAGAAGAGAAUUUAAUGACAGCGGUAUUGCCGAUGGCAAGAUCCGCACCAUCUCGACUUCGUCUUGCGCCACGACCAUGUCAUCGGAUUCCUACCGCAUCUCUCUCGGCGUAGGGCCUCUGUGGUGGUCCGAUGUCCCUGUCCACCACAGAACAGAUCACGAUAGGGCAUCGCUCUUAACGGGCUACAGCCGUAAGUCUUCGGUCGACUCGGCUGGUGGCAGCCUGUACGAGGCCAGCUCCCGGGCGUCGUCGUUGUCGUCCUCCGAAUCGGAUUGCUCCGACUUGGAGUCGCAGCCCGACAUCCAUUCGUUGUGCUCGGACGAUGACUGCCAGGAAGUGCUGCGCCAGAUCUUGCAGCACGACCAGCCGGUGCAGAUCACCAUCAAGCUGCAUGUGACCGAGGACCAGUACACCAAUUGGAAUACGAUUCUGAAUCCCGUCAACAACAUUCUGUAUGUCGCUAUGCCAAAGGAUCUACCGCCAGCCGGCUCCAAGCAGACUUUCAUCUCGCUGCUGGAAUUCGCCGAGGAUAAGCUGGAGGUGGACGGCAUCGUGAUGGUCAUGCCCAAGGAUCAGCCGGACCGGGCUCGCCUCAUCGAGGCAUUCCUGUUCAUGGGCUUCGAGCCGCUGUCCAGGAAAGCACCGCAGGCACCACCGGCCGCCAUCAACGACAACGAGAAUAACUACUUCCUUUUUAGCAUCGAGGAGUAGUUCGACAGCAAGGGGACGAUUUUCGCAAACAAAAAACGGAAGAAGAACUUAAUCAGCAACAAUCCUAUAUCCAGUCCGUAGUUUCAGCAAAUAGCUCGAUUAGCUCACCUUAGAUCCAAUGACACAUUGUCCCCAAUGUGUUCCAUGAAAAGCAAAAGAACCUUUUUAAAUCUUCGCGUUUACGUAGUCGAAAAUCGUUUUGAAAUUGUCUCCGGAGCGGCUUUAUUUUUUGGUAGUCCUUCAUUUAUGGCCAGCCACGUUAAGAGCCUGAUCGCAAAUUACUAUAUUAAACUAUAAUCGAAAAAAUAUACAAAAGAAAAUUUAAAAAAAAGUAUAAAACUAGAAAAUAUCAACAAAAAAAUGUAUUAAUUUUAAGUUUAUUCGUGAAUCAAUAUUUUGUAUUUAUGUUUUCGCUUUUGUUGUAAUCACAAUAUUUCUUUACAUGUAUUUUCAAUAUUUCUUUUCAUGUAUUUUCAAUAUUUUAUAUAAUUAAGCUUAUAUAUUAUGUAUGGUAAUCCCAAUUUGUUCACACUAGAAAAUAUUAUAUAUAUAUUUUUAUUCACUUUUUGUAUGCCUUAAGCGAAGAAAACGGGAAAGUAGAAAAGUUGGAGGAGGAUUGAAAGGGACACCCAUAUGCAUAAAAGCUAAUUAACAUACGCCAGCAAAAAAUCCAUAUACACACGAUAUCCAAUAUUAAUAAACUUAAUAAUCAAUAGAUUCCACACCACGCAAGCAAACGAUAUACAUUUUUUUAUUUAUUCCACUUUAAUGUAUGAUUUUAUUGAUUCGAAUAAUAAAACAUAUUACUUAACAAAAUUA
Messenger RNA from Drosophila rhopaloa, 1842 nucleotides. RefSeq names its product ornithine decarboxylase antizyme (gene Oda). Gene Ontology annotation, cellular component: cytoplasm; nucleus. Gene Ontology annotation, molecular function: ornithine decarboxylase inhibitor activity. Gene Ontology annotation, biological process: positive regulation of protein catabolic process. Lineage: Eukaryota; Metazoa; Arthropoda; Insecta; Diptera; Drosophilidae. The record is from RefSeq and is a predicted model, not a curated record.